CACAGGACACAUCACAGUGUCUUUCCCGGGAGCAGAGUAAAUCCGAGCUGCUGCACUGGAGAUUUGAGCCUGACGCGUCCCUGCUCUCUGAAAGGGACAAAACCAACACCCACAAAAACGGAAACGCAUCGAGGGAGCUCUGUUUCACCUUUAUAAAGACGGCUGGAUGGUUGUAUUCCCCUCCAGGAGUGGAUUGAAGGGAAUUUCAUUCUGAACACGAGGGGGGGAGAAUGUCCAAAAUGGAAGUAAAGACGUCACUUCUCGACAACAUGAUAGGGGUGGGCGACAUGGUCCUGCUUGAGCCCCUGUCAGAGGAAACCUUCAUCGAGAACCUCCGGAAGCGCUUUCAGCACAAUGAAAUCUAUACAUAUAUUGGUAGUGUGGUUAUUUCAAUGAACCCCUACAAGUCCCUGCCGAUCUACACAGCAGACAAGGUGGAAGAAUACCGCAACAGGAACUUCUACGAGCUCAGUCCUCACAUUUAUGCUCUGGCAGAUGAAGCAUAUCGGUCUCUUCGGGAUCAAGAUAAAGACCAGUGCAUCCUCAUAACUGGAGAAAGCGGUGCAGGAAAGACUGAGGCCAGCAAGCUGGUGAUGUCAUAUGUGGCAGCGGUGUGUGGCAAGGGCCAGGAAGUGAACAAAGUGAAAGAACAGCUGCUACAAUCCAAUCCUGUACUAGAAGCUUUUGGGAAUGCCAAAACUGUGAGGAAUGACAACUCCUCCCGAUUUGGGAAGUAUAUGGACAUUGAGUUUGACUUCAAAGGAGAUCCAUUGGGCGGCGUCAUCAGUAACUAUCUUUUGGAGAAAUCUCGUGUUGUGAAGCAGCCAAGAGGAGAGCGGAACUUCCACAUCUUUUACCAGCUGUUAUCUGGAGCAUCAGAUGAAACACUUAAAAAACUAAAGUUGGACCGGGACUUCAGCAAAUAUAAUUAUCUAAGUCUUGAUUCUGCCACAGUCAAUGGACUUGAUGAUGCUGCAAAUUUCAGGACUGUUAGGAAUGCUAUGCAGAUUGUGGGGUUCAUGGAGGAUGAAGUGCAGUUGGUGCUGGAGCUGGUGGCUGCUGUGCUCAAGCUGGGCAACAUAGAGUUCAAGCCCGAGUCACGUGUCAACGGCUUCGAUGAGAGCCGGGUUAAGGACAAGAACGAUCUGAAGGAGAUGUGUGAACUGUUGGGCAUUGAUCAGUCAGUGUUGGAACGAGCCUUCAGUUUUCGCACUGUGGAAGCGAAGAUGGAGAAAGUGUCCACAACACUCAACGUUGCUCAGGCCUAUUAUGCACGUGAUGCACUUGCUAAGAACUUAUACAGCCGCAUGUUCAGUUGGCUGGUGAACCGAAUAAAUGAAAGCAUCAAGGCUCAGGUGAAAGUCCGGAAGAAGGUUAUGGGGGUCCUGGAUAUUUAUGGUUUUGAGAUCUUUGAGGACAACAGCUUUGAGCAGUUCAUCAUCAACUACUGCAACGAGAAGCUUCAGCAGAUUUUCAUUGAGCUAACCCUGCGUGAGGAGCAGGAGGAGUAUGUGCGUGAGGGCAUUGAAUGGACCAACAUUGAGUAUUUCAACAAUGCCAUCAUCUGUGACCUCAUUGAAAAUAACCAGAAUGGGAUCUUGGCAAUGCUUGAUGAGGAGUGUCUGCGGCCCGGGACUGUGACAGACGAGACCUUCUUGGACAAGCUCAACACUGUUUGUGCUGAACAUCAGCACUUUGAGAGCCGUCUGAGCAAAAACUCAAAGUUCCUCGCAGACCACAGCUUGCCUCAUAGCUGCUUCCGUAUCCAACACUAUGCCGGCAAGGUGCUGUAUCAAGUAGAGGGCUUUGUGGACAAAAACAAUGACCUGCUAUACAGAGACCUGUCCCAGGCUAUGUACAAGGCCAACCACAGCUUGAUGAAAUUACUUUUCCCAGAGGGCAACCCUGCUAAAGUCAACCUGAAGAGACCUCCUACAGCUGGAUUUCAGUUCAAAGCCUCAGUGAGCACACUCAUGAGGAACUUGCAGGCCAAGAACCCGAACUACAUUAGAUGCAUCAAACCCAAUGACAAGAAGUCAGCCCAAAUCUUCACAGAUUCACUGGUGUGCCACCAAGUGCGCUACCUGGGCCUGAUGGAGAAUGUACGUGUUAGACGGGCAGGAUAUGCUUUUCGCCAAGCUUAUGAACCCUGCCUGGAGCGCUACAAGAUGCUCUCCAAGCAGACUUGGCCCCAUUGGAAAGGCCCUGCCAGGAAAGGUGUGGAGGUUCUUCUGAAAAACUUGGAGGUACCUGAAGAGGAGUUUGCCUAUGGGCGCUCAAAGAUAUUUAUCCGGAAUCCCAAAACUCUCUUUUUCCUGGAGGCGAAAAGAAGGCAGUGUCUGGAGAACUUGGCUACACUCAUCCAGAAGAUCUAUCGUGGCUGGAAGUGCCGCAAACAUUUCCUGCUGCUGAAGAAGAGCCAGGUGGUGGUGGCCGCGUGGUACCGCAGAUACGCUCAACAAAAGAAAUACCAGAAGAUAAAGAGCUCCUCCGUAGUGGUUCAGUCUUUCAUCAGAGGAUGGAAGGCUCGCAAGUUGCUGCGUGAACUGAAAUACCAGAAGAGAUGCAAAGAGGCAGUGACCACUAUUGCAGCCUAUUGGCAUGGAACACAGGCUCGCUGGGAACUGCAGCAACUGAAGGAGGCGAUUCGGAAUAAACGCGCUGUGUCUGCCAUUUGGGCAGCUUGGUUGGGAAUGAAGGCUCGGAGAAAACUGCAGGCCUUAAAGCGUGAGGCUCGGAGAAAACGCGCUGUGUCCAUCAUUUGGGCCGGCUGGCAAGGAACUAAGGCACGCAGAGAGCUAAAACGGCUGAAGGAGGAGGCCAGGCGUAAGCAUGCUGUUGCUGUCAUUUGGGCCUUCUGGUUGGGACUCAAGGUCCGAAGGGAAUACAGGAAGUUCUUCAGAGCGAAUGCUGGAAAGAAGAUAUACAACUUCACUAUCCAGAGAAUUAUACAGAAGUAUUUCAUUGCUUUGAAGAAAACAUUGCCUUCAAUGUCACCAAUUGAUAAGAGCUGGCCACCAAGGUCUUACCUGUUCCUGGAGGGAACACAUGAGGAACUCCGAAAGAUCUUCCAUCUAUGGAGGUGCAAGAAAUACAGAAGCAUGUUCACAGAAGAGAAGAAGGCCAUCUAUGAGGAGAAACUGGACGCAAGUAAGAUCUUCAAAGGCAAGAAGGCUCUGUACCCCAGCAGUGUGAGGCAGCCUUUCAAAGGAGAUUAUCUGGAGAUUAAAAAAAACCCUAAGUACCAGAAACUCAACAGCGUGGUAGAUGAGAAGGUCCUUCUUGCAGAUGUGGUCAAUAAAAUCAACAGGGCCAAUGGCAAGGGUGCUUCCAGAAUCUUCCUCCUCACCAAGAAAAACUUUGUUCUGGCUGAUCCGAAAACGGGUCAGUUAAAGGCCAGCGUACCGCUUCCUGAUCUUGCCAGUGUGUCUGUCAGCACACAGAAUGACUGCUUCUUUGCUCUCAAACUCAAAGAGGGCACUGCAUCUGCAGCCAAAGGUGACUUCUUGCUGAGCAGUGAUCGAUUAAUAGAGAUCAUCACCAAGCUCUAUCGCACAGGAGCUGCUUCUGCCGAUAUGGAACCAAUUGGUGUUGACAUCUCAGAUGAAUUCCUUGUGCAAUUCAAGCAGGAUAAAGUGUGUGUCAAAUUCAUCCAAGGCGGCCCCAAGAGCAGCAAUCAAGUCAGCUGCAAGCGUAAAAACAACCGGCUUCUGGAGGUGUCCGUUCCAUCUCCAUAAAGACCAAUCAUCUUCACUCCCUCUCAGGGUGCCAUUUGUGUGACUCUUCACUGUCCAACACGCGUUUUAAACACAGUUCCCAAAUGACUGUGCAAUUAUGUUAUUGUCAUAUCUUAUAUUUUUAAAGACUUAAUCAGUGCAUUGUUGAGACUUAAAUAUUCCACACAGCAGUAUUUGGGUACAUAAGGCAGACCUCAUAUUUACCAUGGGAUAGAGAUCGGAGGUAAUGCUUCCCACCCAAGACCGGGAGGAGUGCAUUUAAAUGUCCUGUUUAAUCAAAGCAUUGCUAGUAACGGUUGUAAUUAUGAUGCUAUAGGUGUUUGUCAUGCAGUGUCUGGGCAUCAUGUACAUGUGAAUGGGUGAAGUGCUGUACACAUAGAUUGCAAGCAAGACUUUGUUCAAUUUCCAGAUCACUGCUGAAAAAAUCCAAAACUAAGGUUGCACUUGUUUUGUUUAUACAAGGGUAAGAAAAUACAUAUUGAUUGGUUUGUCUUUGCUUUUUUUUUUUGGUGUCCCCUUCCCUCCCCCCUACACUUCUUCUUUUUUUUUUUUUUUUUUUUUUUUUAAUUCUCACAGACCAUGAUCUUUUAUCUAAUUUGCCAAAGAUUUAUAAUUUUGCAACAGUUCAUCCUUUCUGGUAGACCUUAUUCAUAAUACAUUACCCUUAUUUACUCAGCCAAAUAACUUGUAAUCUCAUCAGUCUGAAGGUACACUCAGAAACCCCAAAGGCCUUUUGAGUCAUGUGUUUGAUCAAAAUGUACUAUUUCAAAAUAGAAAAUAAUUUUGUAUACUAUGUAUUUUUUCAAAAUGGUGUAGAUCUUGCUCUUGUGCAAAAUGCAGUAUAACUGCAGCCCAAACUUAUGUGCACAAAGUGGCAGUAUACAACGAUCCCAGGUUUCAUCUCGCAGAGGAUUCUGGUUCUUCACCCUGCAUGUUUAGGAAAUAUCUGUGAAACUGACAGCUACAGCGUUCAGGAAGACCUUGCAGAAAAGCACAAGACCACCAAGUCCCCCACAACAUGCUUGACAUUCUCAGUUCUCUGAAUGGAGCGAUGUCUGUUCAUUCAAGAACCUGAUCAGUGCUUUUGGCAUGCUGAACUGCUUUUAAAGGAAAGAUUUUGUCUGAUGUCUAUCUUCAGGAAAUGACCAAAAGGAAGCUAAGCUGUGCUGUUUCCCCAGAAAAAAGUGUAGAAUGAGGAUGUCCCAUGUUGCUUAAUUACGCAUAACUGCAUGUACACUAGCCAAUUCAUAAAAACUACAGGGAUGAUUUUCAGGAAACCCCAUUUUGUGUAUGUAGAAGGUUUAAUAAUAGCUGAUAUUUAUUUACUUCAUUUCUUAUUUUUCCACAUUCUCACCAUUUGCAAUAUGGGUGGUUUUAUUUUAUUUUUAGCUGACAAAUGGUAUAUGCAGUGAUUUUUGCUUGGGACUAAUCCAGAUGUUUGAGUGAACAGUACUAUACGUUGAAUGAUUUCAAAUGUUGGAAUGCUAACACCGUAUGAUCUACACCACCGAAUCACACCGGUAAACUAUAUGUUCGGUUUAAGCUUUUGCCACUGAUCAGGAAAGAGGCUGCUUUGCUUUUGAAUAUAUGUAAUAUAUGUUCUCUUUUUAUUCUUCAGUGGACAUUUUGUGGUGUUAAAUUUAUGAAGGUCUUGGCAAACAUUUUUGAAGGCACAGCCCCUGGGAGAAGAUUUAACAUUUUGCUUCUGCAGGUGUUUAAUAAUUUUCAAGCUUUUAAGAUGAUCAUGUAAUUUUACAGUAGUCAAGACAAAUAGAUUAUUGUUCCCUUUUCAUGAGGGAUGCAUGGAGAAAUUGUGCAAAUUUACUUAUGUUCUUUGAUGGUGUACAGUUUCAGUCUUCAAUGCAGUAUACUAGAGUUAAUCUUUUUUUUGUGUGUGUGUGUCAGGAAGUUCAAGAGAAAAGAACUGUCUAUUUUUCACUGCCUAAAUGUAGCCUGGUAUAUCAAGAGAACAUGGAUGUGUUUCUAUAAUGACAAAUGCAACAAAUUAAAAGCAGUUUUGUUAAUUAAAGUAACAAAUUAAUAAGCAAAUUAA
Messenger RNA from Neoarius graeffei (lesser salmon catfish), 5790 nucleotides. RefSeq names its product myosin IB (gene myo1b). Gene Ontology annotation, molecular function: actin filament binding; microfilament motor activity; ATP binding. Gene Ontology annotation, cellular component: myosin complex; cytoplasm; brush border. NCBI's taxonomy places the organism in Eukaryota, Metazoa, Chordata, Actinopteri, Siluriformes, Ariidae. The record is from RefSeq and is a predicted model, not a curated record. Gene Ontology annotation, biological process: actin filament organization; vesicle transport along actin filament. The coding region runs from base 231 to 3737 and encodes 1168 amino acids. The transcript is spliced from 32 exons.